CUCUUAAAGCUGAGCUGGCUGUUGGGCUGUUUGGGUUUUAUUCCUGUCGACGACUUUCUCCUGAGCAGACACCACUUACAAAAAGAAGACAUAUCUCGGCAUUAACACUCAUUGCACCAGUCUACUAUCCAAAAGUACAACUACAGUCAACAAUAAAAGGACUUGCAGCUGUUUAAAAUGGACCCCAGUCAAGAUAUCAACCUGAACUCUCCCAACAAGGGUCUCGGCGUGGAUCAUUCGGACAGCCUGGCCGAAGUGCCGGUGGAGGGAGCGGUAGGGAACUCGGUUAACCCUCUUCCACCGGGUCUGACGGAGGAAGAGGCUGAGGAGCUCCGCACCGAACUUAUGAAGGUGGAGGAGGAGAUCAACACCCUGCGUCAGGUUUUGUCGGCCAAAGAGAGACACGCUGCCGAGCUGAAGAGGAAGCUCGGCCUCAGCCCGCUCAACGAACUCAGGCAGAACAUCACCAAGAGCUGGCAAGACGUACAGACCUCCAAUGCAUAUCUGUCUGCCUCAGCCACUUUGGAUGACAUUACCCACUCUGAAGCAUACAAAAAGACUCAGGAGACUCUCAGCCAGGCGGGACAGAAGACCAGUGCAGCUCUCACCACAGUGGGGUCGGCCAUCACCAGGAGACUGGGCGACAUGAGGAACUCGGCGACCUUCAAGUCAUUUGAGGAUAAAAUGGGGAACCUGAAGUAUAAGGUUGUGGGUACCAAAGGGAAUGGUGACGUCAGCUCCCCCACCGACACGACCCCGACUCAGGAGAACCCGCCUUUCUGAACGCACCCCACCACCCUCCACCUCUUCUUUCUCCUCCUCCUCCUCUUCGCUGCCACCUUCCUCACAACCUGAGACUGUACUGUUACCACCUCACACCUGCGGAGUCAAUCCUCACCUUUGACCCCAAAACCUCACUCACUUGCCCCCCUCUUGUCAGAUAGAGGUGGAGGUGAGAGAGGAGAGAGGGAAGAGGGGUUCGUGAUGAGUUGAGGUGCUGCUCCUCUUCUGCCUCAAUGUUCUGCUGAUGUCUAAACCUUGAAUCAUGAAUCAUUUACACACCUUCCUCCUCCUCCUCUUCAGUCUGAACACGCUGACACUCUUAAAACGCCUUUUUUCCCUGUUUUAAAGCAGGUUACUCUUUCAGCACCUAAAAAACCCCCCCACCCUGCUGUGAAUUUAAUGUUUAAGGAAAUCAGGAUAUCUGCAGGCUGAAGGUGCGAGGGAGGAUAAAGCAGUUUAAACGCUACUUAAAACCUGCUUUUCCUGUCGCCUCUUGUUUCUCCGACUCUUAUCAGCUGCUUUAAAUCAUGCAUCCACACUGUGAGCACAUGCCACCUCCCCCCCUCCCCCUCCCCCUCCACCUCCACCUUUCUUCUUUUUGUUCAACUUUUACACCACAGCUCUGCGGGUGUGAACGCAGGCUACACUCGCAGGUUAGACGUUUAAUUUUGGGGAGGAGGAGGAAGAGGAGGGGCAGGAUCUAGUACAUCUCAUCCCCCCCUUUCCUUAGACCUACUACUGCUACAUGCAUGUGCAUAUCUCAUCUCAGUUGUUACCCCCCCCCCCCCCCCCACCACCUUACACCGACCAUGCAAAGAUGACCGAGGUCUCGUGUAACACGCCCCUAAAAAUAAAAAAAACCGGAUGUAAAAACAAGAAAAUGACCUUAAACCCAUUUUUGUAUUAUAAACUAUUUACACUGCUUUGCAUAAUGUUUUUACAUAACUUUUAUCAAUAUGUAUAAAUAUAUAUGAAUUAAAUAUAUUGUCACAGAUGCUGCCGAGUGGUAGUAAUCAGGUUGGAGGGUUAAAAAAAUAAGAAAAAACUAACAAAAAAUGUAAAGGGGGAGGUUAAACAAACUUUAAAAAAUGGGUGUAAAGAAACUCUAUGGGUCAGUUUCACAGAUAUGAGUUCAUCCGUUUAAAAUGUGUGUGUUAUGUUAUUGAAAGUUGACUCAUUAAAGAGCUGCAGACCACAGCGAGAAAGAAGGAGAAAGAGAAGAAGAAGAAGAAGGGAACACAGCUGAACUGGUUUCGUCUGACAAACUUAGAGGCAUGUUUGAUUUAAAAUGUCCUGAAACCAGUUUGAGUGUUUCCUUUUCUUUCUUUAACGCUGGUUUGACUACAGCUCCUUUUUGUUUGUUAACACACACAUACACACACACACACACACACACAGAAGUCAAUGUGAGACGAUGCUUUGCUGUGUACACUACCUGGUGAAUGUCAAAACGCUUCUCUUAUCGGCCUUACUCACUUUAAAUAAUGGUUCACCUGUUGUUAUUAUUUAG
Molecule: messenger RNA, 2293 nt
Organism: Scomber scombrus (Atlantic mackerel)
Lineage: Eukaryota; Metazoa; Chordata; Actinopteri; Scombriformes; Scombridae
Gene: tpd52l2b
Product: tpd52 like 2b
Exons: 7
Coding region: 178-783 (201 amino acids)
Cellular component (GO): cytoplasm
Source: RefSeq, a predicted model, not a curated record